This is a messenger RNA of Notolabrus celidotus (New Zealand spotty), 3872 nucleotides long. It is a transcript of the gene hps3, whose product is annotated as HPS3 biogenesis of lysosomal organelles complex 2 subunit 1. Gene Ontology annotation, biological process: organelle organization. Gene Ontology annotation, cellular component: cytoplasm. Bases 308 to 3439 code for a protein of 1043 amino acids. The transcript is spliced from 24 exons. NCBI's taxonomy places the organism in Eukaryota, Metazoa, Chordata, Actinopteri, Labriformes, Labridae. The record is from RefSeq and is a predicted model, not a curated record.
AAAUAGGUUAAUCUGAAUGAGACAGUUCCACCCUCUGCUGCUCACAAGACUGCAGCAUGUGAUAUCGAUUAGAGAAACACAGGAGCCUGUUCCUGCCAUGGCUUCACUGCUAAAGAUGGAGGCAUAGCUGAAUAAAACACUUUGAGUUGUGUUAGGACUGGAUAUUCUCGAGGGGUCCUGGGGGAGAAAACCCUCACCUACCAAAUGGUGGAGUUGACACUUUACCCAACUUUUCAACGAGAAGAGGAAUCAGGAAGUUAACAAUUGAUCUGAUUCCUGUCCUGGACUGACGAGACGAGGCCCAAACAUGGUGCAUGUGUACAACUGCCACCCUUACUCCUCACAACAGAUAGUUCAGGUGGAAAAGGAGCCUGGACUGGUCUGCUGUGGGGGUGGAGCCUUGUUUGUGGUGGCUACUGGAGGAUGCAAGGUGGAGGCUUACAGUGUGGUGCAGGAGGGCUGCCCUCUCAUCUGUCGCUUUGCCACCAUGGGCACUGUGAGGAACAUCCAGCACAGCAAGAUAGGAGAUUACCUUGUGACUAUUGAAGAAAAGAACAGCGCCACAUAUCUGAGAGCUUACACCAACUGGCGCUACCAGGCGGAGGAGAAGGCCCGUGUUGGUGUGCGUUUGCUGGGCCACCUUCUACGUGGUGCGUCUGUGCGAGGUGGGGUGCAGAUGGAGAUCAUUGAGAUCCCUCUGUCAGAGCGUCCCGUUGCAGUAGCGUGCUGCUCAGUAACAGGAGACCUCCUGGUCGGCUGUGAGAACACUCUGGUUCUGUUCACUUUGAGGAGACAGAACCAGCAGAGCCUGCAGAACCAGAGUCAGCAGAUCGUUCAGAGCACCUGGCCAAACACUCAGCAGAGCACCAGUCAGAGUCAAGGUCAGACUUCAAGUUCAAAUCAGACCAUUUCCAUCCUAGAUUUUGAGCGCUCAGUUAUCCUUCAUCUUCCAAUUAUCAAGCCUAAACAGGUGUCACUGUGUGGAGGAUUUGUGGGCGUACGGACAGAGCACGAAGUUUUAGUCCUGAAAUUGGAUGCAUCCACAGAAUCUCAGACCCUGGAUGAAUCAACAGACACAAUAGAUCCUCCAGAAGACCAGGCUGACUUUCUGGUCUUGUCGAUUCACCAGGAGUUGCUCGGUGAUCGCGCAAAAGAGUGCGACAUCCCUGUCAGCAUCGAAAAGACGGGGCUGGAGGACAGAGGACAAUACACACUAAAAUAUGUUCUCUUCAGGCGCUUCAGUCCAGAUUACUUCCAGGGCUGCAGUGAGGAAGAGACUCACCUCCACUCCCUACAGCUCUACCCGCUGUUCACAAGUAACCAGUCAGCGUCUCUGGAGGAACCAGCAUGCGUGUUCUGCUUCUUUUCCCUCCCUACUGCGGGCUACCUGUACAGUCUGAAAGGGGGUGUCGAGCUUCUCUCAGCCUAUCAGUAUCCAGAGAAGGUCAUGGAGGCGGUGCUGACCGACCACCUGUUGCACGUUAUCACAAAGAAUGCACUUCAGUGUUUCACUGUGCGUUUGGCUGCUGUUGCAGCAAGGAUUGAGGACCCUUACAUCGAUACCACCAUGAAGGCCUGUCCCCCCUCAAACCUGGAGGUGUGUGCGCUCAGAAUGCAGCUGUUCAUUGGUCUCCGGUCGUUGUGUGUUUACCGCCGCCAUGUUAUCCUGCUCUCUACUGCCGAUGCAGAGACACCAGAGGAGACGGAACGCUACGCACAGCGCAGGGGCCUGACCAGGAAGUGGGCCUUGUCUUCCUCCAAAGGAAUCAGCGCAACAGGACACGGCUGGAACAUCUACGUGAUCGACACCGUCUCCCCUCUCUCUCUGUACCAAGAGAUGAUUGAAUACAGUCAGCGGUAUGCAGAGUCAAACCCACAAGCACAAAGCCUUCGUCACCUCCUCAGUGAAGCUCACCUCCUCCUCCGCGCCUCUUUACUCCACACGCCAGAGCAGCUACAGGACAGCGAGGACUACCUGGUGGUGUCUCUGCAGAGGGACGGACCUGCUGAGAGACGUCCAGCUGCACAGACCGAGAGUGAGGAGCUGGAGGAGGCUCUGAGGCAGAACUGUGCUCAGCUGGGAGACUGUUUCAGCAGCGGCAGUCAGAAGGAUUGCCACUUGGCUUUGCCGUAUUACAGGAUGUCAGGUCUGCCAGUCACAGAGGUCAUCGCCAGGAACCGCCCUCUUCCCUGCAGCCCACAUUCGUACGGCCCCGGCUUCCUGUUUUACCUGAAGCAUUACCUGUUGGAGGAAACAGAGCAGAGUCUGAGUCAAGAAACUGCUGAUGAGGUCAUAGACAUUUUUAGCCAAUCAGAGCCCUCACAGCUCAUCAGUGUGUGUGCCAGCCCGCCUAUGACAAACAUCAGCCCAGCCAGGACGCUGCAAAUCUUACAAAACCUGGAGGAUACAGCCGGCGUGUCGGUUCCACUAACAAUCACGAUGGCAACCAUGAUGCUGCUUAUGGAUGACCUGCUGCAGUACACACAGCUGAUGGAGAGACACGCUGAGAUGCUGCUGGUGUACGGGUUCAUCGAGGAGCCGAGGAUUUUGGUGCACGGCGGAUGCGGAGGCCAACACGCACACAUCCGACCCACAGCGCUGACACACCAGUUGGCCAAGUCCCAUCCAGGACUGCUGGUGGCUGCUAUGGUGGCUUUACAUGAAAACAACAAAGUUCAGCUUGAGCAGGCAGAUCACAUAUUCAAGGAGCUAGGCUGUGAGAACUGCCUACAGGUGGAUUUCUGGGAGGCGAUGCUCAUGGCCUCCUCACAGGAAGCUGUCAUCCAAGAGCUUCUGUUCAGGCUGGCAUCUGUGUACAUCGACAGGCUGAGCAACACACAAUCGGAUACAUACUCUGAACCAUCGCACACAUUUCCUCGACGCAGGCCGCUGAAGAAUGCUGAUGAUCUGAUCAACUCAUGCUCCCAUUAUGGCGCUCUGUACCCGUGGCUUACUGUUCUCAAUCCAGUUCACACUACAAGCUUCCAACACCAGGAGGCGCUACACAAACUGCAGUCUCUCCUGUGCGGUCCUUCGCUCUCUGUAGACUCCAUCGUUCCUCUGUUGGAGCCUCUGUCAGAGGAAACCCUGUGGGGCUUCAGCCUGCAUCUCCUCUGUGCCACCAGAAGGGGGCAGUAUGGCAGCGGCAUUGAAAAGCUGCUUGACAGAUGUCCUCAAGCUAUCAUAGCGUAUGCCAAUCACCAGUUACAAGACAAGAAUAUGGUGCUGUGGUGGCAGAAACUGCUCCCAGAGCUUUGUAACAGAACGAGGGCGUCUGCAGACAACAGCAUCUUAUUGGCUGCUCUUAAAGAGACGCUAGUUGUGGUUGCCAUGGAGACGAGCCCUGCGCAGUUCUUGGAGUUGAUGCCUGAUGACGGCACUGCCUCCUACUUCCUGCCUUACCUGUUGACAUGCAGCCAGAGGCACCUGAUGGCUUGAUACACACACACAUACACAAAGCAGCACUACAGCCCUUAAAACAGACAAUCAUAUAAACUGCAAGGUUAACCAAACAACAUCAUUUAUUAAAUGAUUCUGCAAUACAAAACAUCUGUGCAAAAAUGUUCAGAAAAAUACAAAGACAAGGCCUCUCUUGGUCAAAAGGAUGAGCAUGUAAACCUUCUGUUGUCGUUACACUGUUACUGAAAUAUAGACGCAUUUGUAUUUCAUUUUAGUAAAAGUUGAACUUAAAUGAAACAAAAACAGAAUAUCAUGUUUCUUUUUUAAUUAGACUUGAUAAAGUUUCACAGUCUUGUGUAGCAGUGGUUUUAGUACACAUCAAUCUCUUACAUGCUUGAGAGUCAGACGCCAAGGUAGGAAGAAAAGGUGAAGGGCGGAGACAACAGACUUUUAAAUAAACAACUCAAAAUGA